Paralichthys olivaceus (Japanese flounder) is the source of this 564-nucleotide messenger RNA. NCBI's taxonomy places the organism in Eukaryota, Metazoa, Chordata, Actinopteri, Pleuronectiformes, Paralichthyidae. The record is from RefSeq and is a predicted model, not a curated record.
UACCUGCUGGAUGACAGGGAAAUCAAAAUCAAGACGGCGCUCUGGAUGGCAGAGAACUCCGACUACCUCAAAGAGCAGAAAGAAAAGGAGGCGAAGAUAGCGAAGGAGAAGGAGCUCGGGACCUACAAAGAGAAGAAGCCCAGAGGCCCUUCGAAGAAACGGGCCUCGAUCCGAGCGCGCACCGCCGACGAGGCCAUCGGGAAGAUGCUGGAGCAGAAGAAGAUCUCGUCCAAGAUCAACUACGACGUCCUGAAGGACCUCAACAUCAAACCCGGCGCCAGCCCGGCUCGCACGGUCGAGUCCCCGAAGAAGGAGCCGUCUGCCGCCAAACUGACGGGACGCAACCGCAAUCCUGCACGAGCUCCACUCAGCCUCAGCACACCGCUAAGCACCCUGGGAAAAAGCACUUCUUCUGUCGCCCAGAAUAAUCACCUGCGACAGGACGACACACUCCGGUGGGAUUUUGUCUCCCUUUUUUUUUUUUCCCCAGGAUGCACCUUCUCUGCCAGGAUUUGUCUCUGGCUGUUGCUCCCCCUCUCCCUUUCAUGACACGCAUUCAGAGGA